Elaeis guineensis (African oil palm) is the source of this 829-nucleotide messenger RNA. Lineage: Eukaryota; Viridiplantae; Streptophyta; Magnoliopsida; Arecales; Arecaceae. The record is from RefSeq and is a predicted model, not a curated record.
UCACUUCAGUAGUUAUAUCAUAUUAUUAUUAAGGACUCCAUUAUUUCAAUGACUGGCGUUUAUAUAUCUCUUGUGCUUUUCCCAUUGUCCACAAUGGCUCCUCCCUCUUUAUCCAUCUAGGCCUUGCACAGCCAACAAAAGUCUCCAUUUCUCCACACAAAAAGAACACCCGACCUCCAAUUAAUCCUCCACAAAUUAAGCCAUGUACUCCUCUGAGCCACCGACAGGUGGGGCUUCGCCAAGACAAGAGCUCCGAGGAGCCCGGCCGCCCCGUCUCAAGGUUCGAAAGGACCCAUACAAGAUUAAGAAGGCUCCUGUGGCGCCGCCUUCUCCCCGGCCUACUGCGCCGCCUCCUCAGCAUCGGCCACCAGUCAUAAUUUACACCGUCUCGCCCAAGGUCAUCCACACCACCCCUAACGAGUUCAUGUCGCUGGUGCAACGCCUCACUGGUGCUGCCUCGUCUUCCUCCACUGCCAAUGCUGCUGCUUGCUCGUCUUCUAAUGUUAAUACUGUUGGAGAAACAGCGUCCUCCACUGCUCGUUUGGAUACAGUCGAGAAGAGAGCACACACAACCGAUGAGGAGGGGCCGAGGAAGAGUGGAGAGGAUGUAUUCGAUCAACUAGGAAUUGAUGUUGGGGCGUCUAGCUUCUUCUCAUCCUCGAUGGAACCAAAUUCUCUUAACCUCUUGCACGAACCCAACCCGGCUGUCGAUGGAAACAGAAAUUUUAUGGAGAAUAAUACCUUCUUGGCUAGUCCUGCUGAAACUUCUACUGGUGGUUACUGGGACCCCUUCAACCAUUACCAGGACUUUGAUCAGUUUGAUCCAUAG